AUGGUAACGCAGGCCUUCAGAAAGUUCUUGCCUCUGUUCGACCGGGUUCUGGUGGAGCGUCUGACGGCGGAGACGGUCACCAAAGGUGGCAUCAUGCUCCCCGAGAAGUCCCAAGGCAAAGUGCUGCAGGCCACCGUGGUGGCGGUCGGACCCGGAGCCGUCAACCAGGACUUCUAUAACUGGCCGGAUGAGUCGUUUGAGGAGAUGGACAGCACGCUAGCUGUGCAGCAGUACAUUCAGCAGAACAUCCGUUCUGAUUGUUCCAACAUUGAUAAGAUUCUGGAGCCUCCAGAAGGUCAGGAUGAGGGCGUGUGGAAGUACGAGCACCUGCGGCAGUUCUGUUUGGAGCUGAAUGGAUUAGCUGUGAAGCUGCAGAGUGAGUGUCACCCUGACACCUGCACCCAGAUGACGGCCACAGAGCAGUGGAUCUUCUUAUGUGCUGCCCACAAGACGCCCAAAGAGUGUCCUGCCAUCGACUACACCAGGCACACGCUGGACGGAGCUGCCUGUCUCCUCAACAGUAACAAGUACUUCCCCAGCAGGGUGAGCAUCAAAGAGUCGUCUGUUGCCAAGCUGGGCUCCGUCUGUCGCCGGAUCUACAGGAUAUUCUCUCACGCCUACUUCCACCACCGCCAGAUCUUUGACAAGUACGAGAACGAGACGUUCCUGUGUCACCGCUUCACACGCUUCGUCAUGAAGUACAACCUGAUGUCCAAGGACAACCUGAUCGUCCCCAUCCUGGAGGAGGAGGUGCAGAACACCUCGUCGGCCGGGGAGAGCGAGGCCUGAGCCUCCGGCGCCGUCCACAGGAGGCGACAUCGCCCCUUCAUGCACAGGAGGGGGACUACUCGCAGACCGAGGGGACGGCUCCGGGGUCUGUGCAGUAAUUCCUCUUCUGUGCGUUCAGUUAAAGCGAGGUUCUCAUCUGCAGCGUCUGGACGGUUUGAGACAAGCCUUCAGCGCUCCGCAGGAAGACAGGAAAUUGAGAAAAUCUAUUAAAAUAAAAAGUCAAAGUUGAAACUUUGGAGACGUUAGCUUAACUGGAAAUGGGUUUGCGCCUCCUGUGGACGUUUGAGGCAGCUGGAUUAGCAGCUGUAACCAUGGUGACACCCCCCUCCCCUCUGUAAAUAGCCCGUCACGCUCUCCGAUGGUGCUUCACCGACUCGUGUUGGCUUCUGUUCUUUUGGCUCAUGUUGGUUUCCGGAGCGUCUCCUGAGACGGAUCACCGUAUUAGCCCGCAGACGUUAACAUGCUAAUUAAAUUGUGUGGUAGUGAACAAAGAAAAACGUUUAAUCUUUAGCUUUGUACAUGUUCUAGCAGUCGGACCUCCUCGGCUAACUCGGUUCCUUAUUCGUGACGUUUCACCACGUACCAGGUGUCCCAUGUUCCCGAGCAUCGGACACUUUGAGCACCUCCUCCUCGGCCCCUCCCCCCAUUAAGUUAUUUUGUGGGAGGAGCCUUCUUCUCAGUCCAGCCCACUUCUUUUUUUUUUUUAAAUGAACUAAAAAAAAAUUUUGUUACUGUCGACAUUUUCAUGAUGUCUGUUAAUAAAAAAAGACCUGUUAUAUUCA
Molecule: messenger RNA, 1571 nt
Organism: Salarias fasciatus (jewelled blenny)
Lineage: Eukaryota; Metazoa; Chordata; Actinopteri; Blenniiformes; Blenniidae
Product: MOB-like protein phocein
Exons: 8
Coding region: 1-789 (262 amino acids)
Cellular component (GO): mitochondrion; mitochondrial matrix
Molecular function (GO): protein folding chaperone; ATP binding; protein-folding chaperone binding
Source: RefSeq, a predicted model, not a curated record